AACCCCAAUAUCAUUUUACAUGUCUGUUUCAAACGUCUGAAGCUCUCGCAGUGAUUGUUUUGAGAAACGAAAAUGUAUUCACCGUUGUUUCUAACAAUUGCGUUGGUAUUUCAAACUCCGUUUUUGAGCAUCGCCACCAUAGUUAAAAGAGAUAUAAUUUGUGGACAAAGACAUCGUGAUGCUCCAGGAAUCCUUAACAGUCCUAAUUAUCCAGAGGAAUAUCCUGCCAGCACCGACUGCUCAUGGACUAUAUCUACCACAGCAGGAAAAAUAAUUACUCUGAAGUUUACGAAAUUCUCGCUUGAAGCUCACCUCGAUUGUUCAUAUGAUUACGUGAAAGUUUAUGAUGGUGAAAGCCAUAAUGAUGAAUUGAUUGGAAAAUAUUGUGGGAGUAACAUCCCCGAGAAGUUAGUCUCGUCAAAUUCCAAAAUGCAUAUCGUAUUCCAUUCUGACAGUGGAGUGGAAGCUCCAGGAUUUUCAAUGAAGUUUUCAUCUUCGUAUGGCUGUGAUCACUACUUGACGCAAAAUUCUGGCGAAAUGUUAUCCCCCAAUUUUCCUGCAACACACCCUCAACCAACUCAGUGUAACUAUCUUAUCAACGUCACAACUGGUUCAACAAUCAAUCUGACUUUUGUGGAGUUUGAUCUAGAAAAAGGUAACGGUAACGAUUGUCAGUUUGACUAUAUUGAAGUAUUUGAUGGUCCUUCACCUCACUCAACAAAACUGGGAAAAUUCUGUGGCAAUGUCAAACCUAAAGUAAAGCGAUCAUCUGGACAUAUGAUGUUAAUCCGAUUUUAUGCGGAUGCAACUGUCCAAAAAACAGGAUUUCGAAUAAAAUAUUACGCCAAAGAAAAAGAAGUUGUCCUAAGUGAUGUUUGCAGCAGACCAAAAUACACUGGUGAUUGUCGUGCUGGAUUUGAUAGAUGGUUUUAUAAUGCUGCAACAAAAAGAUGUGAACGAUUUAUCUACGGCGGUUGUAACUCGAAUGGAAACAAUUUCGAAACAAAAAGAGAAUGCUUGAAACGAUGUCAUGAAACCUCCCACGAUUUUAAUGAAUGUUCCAGAGAAAAUGGACGAUGUGAUCAAUCGUGUCAUAAUACAUUAGGAAGUUAUUUUUGUUCAUGCUGGAAAGGAUACAGACUUGGUGAUGAUCAACACACUUGUGAAGAUUUGGAUGAAUGCUUACAAGGUCGUGAUGUCCAUCAUUGUCAACAAAACUGUACUAACAUGCCUGGAUCUUACUACUGUACAUGUCAAAAUGGCUUUAUACUCAGUGCAAACGGACGAACAUGCAUUGAUAUAAAUGAGUGCGUAACAGGUGGAAAUACAUUGUGUCAGCAAGAUUGUAUCAACUUACCUGGAACCUAUCAAUGUUCUUGCUAUGAUGGCUAUGAAUCGUACCCUGGCAGACCAAAAGAAUGCAAAGAUAUUAAUGAAUGUGAAAAGGAUUUGGAUGAUUGUCAUAACUGUACUAACACAGAUGGAAGCUACGAGUGCACAUGUAGAUCAGGCUUUGCUUUGAGUGAAGACAAAAAGUCGUGCUCUGAUAUUGACGAAUGUCUCAUAGACAAUGGAGGGUGUUCACAGAUAUGUAUAAAUACACCUGGAAGCUAUGAGUGUAAAUGUCAAGACGGUUUUUAUUCGUUAGAUAUCGCGUCCAUCAACUGUCAAGAUAUUGACGAAUGUAUUGAUAAUAAUGGUAAUUGCUCACACGAAUGUCUCAACUCCAUGGGAUCAUUUAACUGUUCCUGUCCCAGAGGCUAUGUACUAAAAGAUGAACAUAUCUGUCUUGAUAUCAAUGAAUGCAUAACAGCACCGUGCUCUCACAACUGUUCAAACACAAACGGAAGCUUUUUUUGUCUCUGUGAAGAAGGUUUUCAUAUCAGUGAUGAUCGUGUAACUUGUGUAGAUACAAACGAAUGUGAAGGAAACAGUUCAUGUGAUCAAAUAUGUAUAAACAACAAUGGAAGCUAUACAUGUGAGUGUCAUGACGGAUAUAGAUUGCUUGACGAUGAAAUGUCUUGUGUUGACAUUGACGAAUGUUUGGAAGAAACUUCAUGUUGUGAUACACAAUGCGUUAAUGAAGAUGGAGGAUAUUCUUGUAGCUGUAACGAUGGCCAUUUCUUGUCCAAGGAUAAUUGCACUUGCAAAGAUACAAACGAAUGUCUCCUGAAUAACGGAGGAUGUGAUCACCUUUGCAAUAAUACGAAAGGAGGUUUCAGUUGUUCUUGCCAUCCUGGAUAUCAAUUGGAUCCAACAAACUCGAGUCGUUGCAUUGAUAUAAAUGAAUGUUUAGUGGAAAAUGGUGGCUGCUCUCAAUUAUGUAACAACACUAUGGGAGGAUACGAAUGUCAUUGUAGAGUGAUGUAUGAUCUUGAUUUGGACGGAAAGACAUGCAAACAUUGUCCUACGUGUGAAACAUUUGGAAGUGCAGUCAAAAUUAUUGAGGAACUGCAAGCGGAGGUUAAAGCCUUACAAAGACGGUUUUCUCAAUUAACAUUGAAAAACGACGAAUGUUUGUAUAAAGGAAAAACUUAUAAGAACAGAGACAAUUGGGAUGACGGUGAAUGUCGUCGUUGCUAUUGUCAGAAUGGUCAAGUGCUAUGUUUUCAAGAAAAAGAUUGCUUUCAAGCAGACUCUCCAGCACUAUAUCCCGCAGUGGGUAGCAGCAGUAAUCAAAAGAAGUAAGAAAUUAAACGAACAGAAAUUCAAGUAGGUUUAAUGUAGGUAUAACAAAGCAUUAUAUCAAAAAAAUACCAGUAUUACAUUUAAAACUUUCUCUAAACAAACAUUUCAAACAACAAUCUUUCAUCUCAUAAGUCUUGCAUUAUUUUUAGACUAUAGCCAGAAACAAAACAAGAAAUGCAAUAUUAGAUCUAGUAGAAGUAAUCUUUUUUGUAUUAGAGACAAAAUUUGCUAAUCAUUAAUUUUAAUAGUAUGCAGUAAGAAUAUAUUUAGUAAUUGUCAACAUGAUAAUAGAAAAUGAUUUACAAGACAGAAAAA
This is a messenger RNA of Xenia sp. Carnegie-2017, 3003 nucleotides long. Its product is annotated as multiple epidermal growth factor-like domains protein 6. Gene Ontology annotation, molecular function: calcium ion binding; serine-type endopeptidase inhibitor activity. Lineage: Eukaryota; Metazoa; Cnidaria; Anthozoa; Malacalcyonacea; Xeniidae. The record is from RefSeq and is a predicted model, not a curated record.